AUGGGAGCUUCUGCGCAGCUUUCUCAAAAUUCAGUAUCAGGAGAUAAGGAUAUUUGUGGCGCCUCCGGGUCGACACUUAGGAUUGCUGUUGUUGUUGUUAUUGUUGUUGUUGUUGUACAGCUAACUGUAUGCGGAGGAACAGUGAAAGCAGUAACGCACCCGUCGGGUGGCAGCAAGAGGCAGACGAACUUGACCGUGAUGGCAGCCUCGGAUGGUCACUGGUCACCGGAGGUACAUUGGAAUGACGGCGCUGAACCGGACUGGUCGAAGGGCGUCCCCAUUGCUCCACCCACAUUUUCUACCUUUUGA
Molecule: messenger RNA, 309 nt
Organism: Gongylonema pulchrum
Lineage: Eukaryota; Metazoa; Nematoda; Chromadorea; Rhabditida; Gongylonematidae
Source: the annotation of a GenBank genome assembly